Macrosiphum euphorbiae (potato aphid) is the source of this 297-nucleotide messenger RNA. The record is from the annotation of a GenBank genome assembly. NCBI's taxonomy places the organism in Eukaryota, Metazoa, Arthropoda, Insecta, Hemiptera, Aphididae.
AUGGACAGGGCCGACCGUCUAGCCCGGAGCUUGGAAUUGGAGAAGGCCUACGUUCACGACACUUACCAGGAGAUGUACCAGCCCGCACAUAAGACCAAACCGUGGCCGAAGGUGACGCAGUUCCUGCACGACUUGGAGCCCGGAUCACUCGUGUGCGACAUCGGUUGUGGUACAGGAAAAUAUUUAUCGACCAACCCACAUGUGUUCAAAGUAGGCGUUGAUCGUUGCCUGAGGUUAACUGAAAUAGCUAGAAGUCGAGACAGCGAAGUAAAUAUUAUACUUUUUACCAGGGCUUGA